CUGGGCCAGCUUCCGCUGCUGGCCUCGCUUGGGGCUGCCCGGGGCAGCAGCCCGGGCACGGCCACAGCAGGACAGGCACUAGGGAGCUUCGCGGAAGGGGUGGUGACUGCGUUUCCAGAGAUAUGUCAGCGUGCUGCCAGCAGGCAGGACCAGGAGCGCUGAGAUGGCCUCUGCGCACGCCAGACCUCCCCACGGCUCUGUGCCUUGUGCUGAGCCUGCCCAGUGAAAGGGGCAUGUCCUGAGCCGUCACCAGCUCCCCCUCCCUCUGAGAUGGCAGCUACAGAGAGCUUCAGCGUGACGCACCCUGGGAAUCCCCAGCCUGGGGACCUGAUCGAGAUUUUCCGGCCAGCUUAUCAGCACUGGGCCCUCUACCUGGGCGAUGGAUACAUCAUCAAUGUGACACCUGUAGAUGAAGGGCCUGCGGCUUCAUUCGCCAGUGCCAAGUCAGUCUUCAGCAGAAAGGCCCGGGUGAGGAUGCAGCUCCUGAAGGAUGUGGUGGGAAAUGACACCUACCAAAUCAACAACAAGUACGACGACACCUACCCUCCUCUUCCUGUGGAGGAGAUCAUCCGACGUGCCGAGUACCUCAUUGACCAGGAAGUGUCCUACGACCUGCUUGGCAACAACUGUGAGCACUUUGUGACGCUGCUCCGCUAUGGUGAGGGGAUCUCUGAGCAGGCCAACCGAGCCGUCAGUGCCAUUGGGUUUGUAACAGCUGCUGCUGGCGCUGUCACCUUGCUAGGCUUUUUACGAAGCAGAUCCAGAGAAAGACAGUAUUGACGGACUCCCAGCGGUCAGUGCAAGGUGGCUGGAUCCCUGGCUGGGAUGGAACCAGGACAGUUCGUGGCUGUAGCUGCAGACAAGACUUACUAACAAAUGUGUCACUCUUGAUGAGACCAGCACUAGCCUAUUUGCCACAGCUGCUUACAUUACAUUGCCUGUGAUGAUUUCCACACUAGUCUUGCAGAGAUAGCAAGCAAAUUCCUCAUCCUUAGCCUCUCUCACACACACAUGCAUACCCCUCUACUGCUUUGCCAAGGACUGGUCCUGUGAGCCUGCGAACAGUCUUUGUAUACAUGCUGUUUUUAUAGACUGCUUCCUGUGAGCUCUUCUUGUUAAUAACUUUUUAAAACAAAUUUGAAGAAACAUUUUUAUUCCUUUUGAAUACAAAAGUAGCAUAAAAAUAUUGCUAAGGGUUAUUAUGCGUCCUCCAACCGAUGGCCUGUACAAGUGGAAAAUCCCAGCUGCCUAGACUUGCAUGAGACUGCCUGUGAAAUGGUAGACAAGAACUAUAUUAUGUCCUGGCCCUUGCACUUGGGAUUCCUAAACUCUCAGCUGCUCUUGAGAGAGAGGGAGGCAGGAAGGAAGGGCAGGUCAUAAGAGUUGUCUCUCUCAGUGGUUUAAAUUGCUGUUUUGUUUUUGGCGUGAUGGUGUCUUGCUCAGUUUUAUUCCACCUGCAAAAUGUCCCUUUCCCUGGUUCCUGACUCCUUUUGGAAGCAGUAGGUCCACCUGUUGAUUGCUCUGAGAAGUUACACACACACACACACACACACACACACACACACACACACACACACACACACACACACAAAAAAAAAAAAAAAAAAAAAAAAAAAAAAAAAAAACAGCUAGCUUUUUAUCUGGCAGCUGUUUUGUUUGUUCCAGGUUGGGACCAUGGUGCAGCUGAAAUUUCCCUCUUCAGACAUUAAAUGCAGUAAGUAACUUUUGGUAUUGGACCUGACCAAGCUUAUUCCUUGGUCUCACAAAGUAAUGAGGCUUAACAUAAGGCUGUAGUGAGUUGCAAGGUCAGCCAGGAGCCUUUGAUCCAUGUCUGGAGCAGGGGUCAUUUUUCUCUGCAGUGUCCAAAAUUAAGUUUAAGCAACUUGUUGCUCUAGCACAAUUAAGGUCUUCCUCAGACCAGCAGUAAGGUGAGCCCAGUUUCCCUGCAGGGUCGUAGGUGAAGCACCUGUGCAGCAUCUAUGUGAUGUCUCACAAAAUCUAGAGAGCCCAACUAUUUCUCAGUCACAAAGCUGAUGUGUGACUUCUUCUUAUAAGAAAACUAGUUAGAAAAGUUGUGGUUUAUUAUUGUCUGAAGGGAGUAUUUGGUUUGCAUGUUUGGAACCAUGUUAUUUGCAGACAGUAUAUAAGAAAUUAAAUCCUGUGUUGCUUUUGCCCUAUGCCACUGCCUGGACUAUAAGAAGAGAGGAGUGUAAAAGAGCUGUUGUAAAAGGUUUGCUAUUUUUGUCUGCUUUUAACAUGUACAUAGCUGGAUUAGAAGCUUUUUUUUAAACAUCA
Molecule: messenger RNA, 2295 nt
Organism: Rhea pennata
Lineage: Eukaryota; Metazoa; Chordata; Aves; Rheiformes; Rheidae
Gene: PLAAT1
Product: phospholipase A and acyltransferase 1
Exons: 5
Coding region: 271-780 (169 amino acids)
Biological process (GO): N-acylphosphatidylethanolamine metabolic process
Cellular component (GO): cytoplasm
Molecular function (GO): A2-type glycerophospholipase activity; glycerophospholipid phospholipase A1 activity
Source: RefSeq, a predicted model, not a curated record